This is a messenger RNA of Austrofundulus limnaeus, 2210 nucleotides long. RefSeq names its product caspase 8, apoptosis-related cysteine peptidase (gene casp8). Gene Ontology annotation, molecular function: protein binding; cysteine-type endopeptidase activity. Gene Ontology annotation, biological process: proteolysis; regulation of apoptotic process. The coding region runs from base 333 to 1736 and encodes 467 amino acids. The transcript is spliced from 12 exons. NCBI's taxonomy places the organism in Eukaryota, Metazoa, Chordata, Actinopteri, Cyprinodontiformes, Rivulidae. The record is from RefSeq and is a predicted model, not a curated record.
CACUAACAAAACUUAAUAAGUGGGAAUAGUAUAUUUAAAUCUAAACUUAAAGUAUUGUCAACUUUUAUUUAGUCGGGGUUCAUCUUUAUGUCAUUUCCUCCAAAAGUGAAACUCACUUUUUUUUCAAGGCAGACAAAUUGAUGUUCGACAGGGAGAGGCGUGUAACUUAAACUAAGAUCAAAUUUAUAAAAGAUUUUAGUUUUGAGAAGAAUUACACGACCAAACAACAGCAGUGGAGCCAUUUCUCCUUUGCUUUGAGCUGUUAUUUAACAGUUUGAACCUGAGGGCUGCGAGCUGAAAACUACGUGCGCGCUGGUGGCAGCUGGCAGGAGAUGGACCGGCUGCUGUUGUCGCGCAUUGAUGAGGAGCUGGAGUCCUCUGAGGUGGCAGAGCUCUGCUUCCUCUGCAGUGAUGUUGUCAACAGGAAGCGCCUUGAAGGGAUUACAGAUGCAAAAGAGCUGUUCUUGAGACUUGAGGAGAAAGGUCUGCUGGAGAAUUCGUCUUUCCUGUCRCUGCUACUCAACAUUAUUCAUCGAGCAGAUCUGCUCAACCUGCUGAACACUGAAGUCAGAGAACAGGAGGAAAUGGAUGCUGACCCUAUCCUGUCUGAGUACAGGGUGAUGCUGUACAAAGUAUAUGAAAACAUGACUAGRGAGAAUUUAAACAAGAUGAAGUAUCUACUGACAGACGAUCUGGGCAAAAGACACUUGGAGAAGAGCAGUACAGCUUUGGAUGUGUUUGCUGAAAUGGAGAAGAUGGGAAUAAUCUCACAAACUAAUGUGAAUAAGCUCCAAAUGAUUCUGCUCAAGUUGGAUCAYCAGCUGGCAAUGACUGUGCAAAACUACAUGGACGCGGUUCAGCAACAAAGACUACCUCAGGCUGCCCCUCCAGCACGUCAACAUCCACAGAGGCCUAGCAACACCCAUCUGUCUCAACCUUUGCCUGAGCAUCAGUCGAUGUAUGAUGAAUCAAAUGUUUGCCUUGAUUCUAGUGGGACCUCACAGCCUGAUGAGACAGAGUACUACAAACUGACCCGUAACCCUCGAGGUUCGUGUGUCAUCUUCAACAACAAACACUUCAAUGGGAAGCUGUCUGAGCGCAGGGGAACUCAGGAGGAUACAAARGCUUUGAGUUCACUCUUUGAGCGCUUUGGCUUUAGAAUCGAAACACACAUCGAUCUGACCGCAGACGGGCUUAAGCAAAAAGUAGAAAGUGUAGCCUCAAGGGAUUUUACUAAUGAUGACAUUUUGGUUGUAUGCAUCAUUUCCCAUGGAGAAAAGGGCUGUGUGUUUGGCUCUGAUGAGAAGAAAGUGCCCCUGAAAGACRUGARAUCACUCUUCACUAGUGAUAAAGRCCCCACCUUGGAAGAAAAACCCAAAGUCUUCUUCAUACAAGCGUGUCAAAACGAAAAUAUCGAGGAGGACGCGCAGAAACCCACGGAGAUGCCUUCUGGUUUUGGACACAAUGGCACGUUGCCUAAAGAAGCAGACUUUUUGAUCGGCAUGGCCACUGUGGAGAACUACAAGUCGUUUCGGCACAKUCAAACAGGCUCCAUCUACAUCCAGGAACUGUGCAAACAGCUGACCAAAUCAGCUGAAAGCUCGCAGAAUGAUGACAUACUGACUGUCCUGACCCGUGUGAACAUGGAGGUCGGCAAAGGAGUGUAUGCUGCCAGUAAACAAAUGCCAGAGCCCAGAUACACUCUAACCAAGAAGCUCGCAUUCAGGUUUUUGUAAGCUGCCUGGAACAGAAGUGCAACACUGAGGAUUGUGGGACCUGUUCAYUUCAGAAUUGAUUCCAGUUUACAGUGUGUGUGKGUGUGUGUGUUUUUCUGUUGGUACUGUUGGUUUAAUGAAUUUAAUUAUUGCAUUUCUUGUGGUCCUGUGAUGGUCUGGCAACCUGUCCAGGCUGUACCCGCCUCACACAGUGACUGCUGAAAAUAGGCACCAGCUCCCUGUUGUGUUUAAAGAAAAUGGAUGCAUGGAUUUAUGCAAAAGGAAGAAAACAGUUUUAAAAAUGUAAUUGAAUAAUGCAUUUUAUAUUUUUGAAAUGAUUUUCUAAAAUUGUUAAUCAAAAAAUAAAAAAAAAGAUCUUUUUUUUAUUUUGCAAAUGUGGCACACCCACAAUAAUACAUAUAUCARCAGCCUGAAGAGACAAUGGUCUUCGGUAAGUUUUUUUUUUUCUCAAUAAAGACAACAAUUUAUGGAGAA